UAUGCCCGUGUUCGGAUAGAGACUAUGAAUGGUUACAGAGAGAUGCGGACAAAUGCGGUACAACUAGAAGUUAGCUCAUACGAAUCUGAUGAGUCAAUUCGGAUAGAAAGAGCAUAUGUUGUUCCCAGUUUGCCUAAGAUUAAGCGAGUGGUACCAGAGGAGAAGCAGCUUCGAUUGUGGCAACAUCUGCAGGGAAUAGACCUGAGGAGAUGUGAAAGUAAGCGAAUAGGACUACUGGUUGGCUGCAAUGUUCCUGAAGCACAUAGAAACUUAGAACAAAGGUUAGGAAGACCGGAGGAACCGUACGCGAUAAAGACCAUAUUUGGUUGGACACUGAUAGGACCCCUUGGUACUCAUGUCACAAGACACAUAAAGCCAAAUCAUCUCAGUCUCUCAGAAAUUGAAAGUACUCUUGAAAGAUUCUACCAGCAAGACCUGUUAGAGGAAAGUCAGUCUAAAGAUAAAGAUUUAUCGAUUGAAGAUAGAACCGCACUCAGAAUCAUGGAGAAGUCUAUCACGUUAAAGGAUUGUCAUUAUUGUAUAUCACUCCCGUGGAAAGAUUCACAGUUAGAAUGGACGGAUAAUAAGUCGUAUUGUUUGCAUCGUCUGAACGCUUUACGCAAACGACUGUGUACCUCUAAAGAUUUAGCUAGACGCUAUGCGGAUGCAAUGAAAGAUUACCUUAUAAAGG
Messenger RNA from Schistosoma turkestanicum, 691 nucleotides. Lineage: Eukaryota; Metazoa; Platyhelminthes; Trematoda; Strigeidida; Schistosomatidae. The record is from the annotation of a GenBank genome assembly.